AAUGUUUCAAUUCAGUAUAAAUUUUUCUUAUCCAACCUGACGGAGUAUAUAAUGAAGUACUAUAAAGUUUGUUUGCCAUAGCUCACAAGGUUCCCACUUCCCACUAGCAAACCCUGGCGCGGUGGCGGUCCCAAUUGUCUAAUGUUCCCACAUAAAUGCUAUCUGAUCUGGCUUUCUCCUUUGUCCUGUACGACAUUAGACAGCUUAGUUUGGUCAACUGCUUCUGACACUGUUUUUUCACUUCCUUUUUGGUCUUUUUCUAUGAUAUUCCUUCUCCUAAUCCUGUAGUUCUUCUGUGACAAUUCGUACAAUGGCCUGGAUUUGAUUUCAAUUAAUAGAAUUUUUCUUUUUUUCUGGAUUAGUACCCACAAAUCUUACUUAUAUGGGUCUUUCUUAGAAUUCAGAUUCCUUUUAUCAUCAAUCAGAAAUCCGUCUUAGAUUCAUGCGCCUUAUUUUGGAAUUACUUUCCAUGUUGAGUCGGGUUUUUUAUUUUCAUCUUGAAAUUUUGUCGUCAAUCGAAAAGAAUGUUCUGGGUUUUCGGAAUUUGAGAAAUCACUGUCUAGAUUUUUACCAAUGACUUAUGAAUCGAGUGCUGUCAGGCGAGAGAAAUAUUAGAGAACAAUUAUCGUGGAUUAUUACCCGUUAAAUGCUCGAAAUUGAUGUAUGUGAAUGCUUUUCUUCGGAGUAGGAUAAGAUUGUGAUUGGAAUGGUUUGAUUUCUGAGAAUUGAAUCUCAAAUGGAUAUAUCUAAUCGUAAUCAUUUGAGAUUCCUUGGUCUCCGUUUGAAUUCUCUGGCCUGCAAAUGUGUGGCACUGGUGGUCAUUGCUUUGGUUUUUAGAGCAGUUUUUCUUCCGACAUUUAACAAGAACCUAUUUGCAUUUGACAAUGGACCAUUGACAUUGAAUGGAGAAUUUCGUAUUGAAAAGACAAAAUUUUUGGAGGUUCCUCAAAUCAUUUGGGGGUUGAACAAUCAGAAAAUUGCAUUUGCAAGAGCAGCAUUAACCGCAAGAAUGCUGAAUAGAACGCUUUUGAUGCCUAGCAUGAGCGCGUCACUAUUUUAUAAAGAGGUUGAUUUGCUGCAACCUAUUUCAUUCGAUAAGGUCUUCCAAUUUGAAAAAUUUAACUCUCUUUGUAAGGGGUUUAUCCAAUUGGGUCGUUAUUCAGAGGUUUCCAACUUCAGUGAUGUUUUCGAGCUUCAAAAAGGGAGUGGAAGGAGGUGGACAGUCAAGAAAGAUUUAGAUCAGUUAAGACAAUUUAGCAGCAAUCCAUAUGACAGGUAUGAAAUCAUUCAGGUUGUUGGCAAGAACCCAUUUUUGUGGCAUGAUCAUUGGCCAGUUAAAGACUACGCGAAGGUCUUUGAAUGCUUAGUUUUGGUGGAAGAAAUAUCAAGAGAAGCUGAUAAGAUUGUUUCCAAGAUUAUAGAGAUUGGGUCGAAAGAAAUCCGUAAGGUUGGGCAGUCUCAAAUUGUUGUCGACUCAGUGCCUUAUGUAGCAGUUCACAUGAGAAUAGAAAAGGAUUGGAUGAUUCACUGCAAGAAGCUGGAACAAAGAUCAAAUAUAAGUGAAAUUUGUAGCAGUAAGGAGGAGAUUUUGGAGAGAGUGGGAAAUAUUGUCGGCCUGAAAACUCCGGCUGUAAUUUACCUUGCUGUGGCCGAUACCCUUCUUGAAGAUAACUCUAUACUAACCGGUUGGAAGGAGGGAUUGCUUCCUUUUGAGAAGAAAAAGUUAGGUGUUGUCGAAGUAUACAAGAAGCACCCGUAUCUCAUUCAAUCAGCCAUUGAUUAUGAAGUUUGCUUGAGAUCUGAUGUGUUUAUUGGGAACAGUUUUUCCACAUUUUCCAGCCUUGUUGUUCUUGAUAGAACCCAGAAGAUGAUCAAAAUGGGUGCUAGGAAUAUCUGUGGCGUGGAAGCUAAAUGGCCUUCUUAUUCAUACAAUUUACGUGGUCAAUCCAGAGGGCCCCGUCCAUGGUUGACGAAUAUGUCAGAUCUUAAUCUGCAAGCAAUUAGUUACGGUUCUAACAAUGUCUCGUGCCGAUUAAGUUCAUGAUUCUAGAUGAUCACCUGAUGCUUCCUUUGGAUGUUGGUCGUGCUGCUAUCAUGCAAUUGGUGAUAUUGAUACAAAUUUCUUUUAUCUGUAAACAAAGUGAGGUUUGGAAAUUAUUGGAAAGCAGAUAAGGAAAAAAUCAGGUUUACUUUUGUUUUUGUAAGUCUUAUAUUUGGAUCUUCUGGGUUUUUUAAUAUUUUUUGAAGUUCUGUAUGGUGAUGGGACAUGUAUCUUGGUGAAUA
Messenger RNA from Olea europaea var. sylvestris, 2283 nucleotides. Its product is annotated as O-fucosyltransferase 23-like. The transcript has 2 exons. Gene Ontology annotation, biological process: pollen-pistil interaction. NCBI's taxonomy places the organism in Eukaryota, Viridiplantae, Streptophyta, Magnoliopsida, Lamiales, Oleaceae. The coding region runs from base 737 to 2044 and encodes 435 amino acids. The record is from RefSeq and is a predicted model, not a curated record.